This is a messenger RNA of Pistacia vera, 2381 nucleotides long. RefSeq names its product probable serine/threonine-protein kinase PBL21. Lineage: Eukaryota; Viridiplantae; Streptophyta; Magnoliopsida; Sapindales; Anacardiaceae. Gene Ontology annotation, biological process: protein phosphorylation. The transcript has 6 exons. Gene Ontology annotation, molecular function: protein kinase activity; ATP binding. The coding region runs from base 741 to 1880 and encodes 379 amino acids. The record is from RefSeq and is a predicted model, not a curated record.
CUUGAGAUUGAGAGGAGUUGAAGAAGGUUAGUUCCCGCUAAAUGUGGCGCUUAAUUUGUUUAGUGUUAUUGUAAACUCUCACUGUCUGUCACUCAACGAAACACAAGAUAAAGAUAUUACAUGUUUGUUUCGUUUAUACCCUUUCGCGUGAUUAUUUUAUUUUUUUAUUCUCUCAUUUGCCCCCUUUUCUCAACGAAUUCCACCGCAGAUAACCUUCAACUUCGUUGUUGUUGUGAGCUGUUCCUCACUUGUGUUGUGGGAUUUUCUUUUGACUUUUUUUUUUUUUUUUAGUAAUUUAUGUGUAAAUUUGUUUUUGGGGUGUUAUCCAUGGGUGGUAAUUAUUACUUGUGUUGUUGUUGUUGUUAUUAUUUGUGGUGGGGUUAUAAUAUGGAAAACAAUUCUCUUCUUCAAUGGAAUCUCAAGACUUGAAGAGGAAUACAAUUUUUUUUCCUUAUACUUAUUUUUUGGGGUUUUCGUAAGAUUUGAUUCGGGAUAUCUUCAUGCUUCUGAGGAGGGAUUCGUCUUUCCUUAUCAACGGUUAGGGUUUUACAGUUAAUUUUAGGAAAAUCAAUAAUAUGAAACGGAAUUUUCCUAAUUUCAUUAUCGUCAUUUGUGUAUUAAUUUACUGAUGAAUAGGAAAUUUGAGUGAGUGUAAUAUGAGUGGUUCUGUUUUGUUGUUUGCUUGAAUGUGUUUAUUAUACACAUAGCAAUUUGCAACUGCUGUGUCUUUUGAUAAAGAGAUGAGUUGCUUUUGUUGUUUAAGUCGAAAGACACAAGACAUCAAAGUCGAUAUUGAUAAUGGUACUCGAUCCACUUCUCACCAUUCUUCUGUAUCUUCAGAAAAUGGGAGAGUUAAUUAUAAGGAAAAUGGCGCAAAAAGAGCAGGUGGGGCGCGUAGUUUCACAUUCCGUGAACUAGCAACAGCAACGAAGAACUUUAGAGAUGUGAAUUUGAUUGGGGAAGGAGGUUUUGGAAAAGUUUACAAGGGGCGCUUGGAAUCAGGCCAGAUUGUUGCGGUCAAACAACUUGAUCACGAGGGUGUUCAGGGGCAUCAAGAAUUCAUUGUGGAGGUUCUCAUGCUCAGUCUGUUACACCAUGCUAAUCUUGUUACCUUAAUUGGCUACUGCACUGCUGGAGAUCAGAGACUAUUGGUUUAUGAGUAUAUGCCAAUGGGUAGUUUGGAAGAUCAUCUUUAUGAUGUGGCAGGCGACCAAGAGCCGUUGAGUUGGAACACUCGCAUGAAAAUUGCUGUUGGUGCUGCUCGUGGCCUUGAGUAUUUACAUUGCAAGGCAGAUCCUCCCGUCAUUUACCGGGAUUUGAAGGCCGCAAAUAUUUUGCUGGACAAUGACUUCAACCCAAAACUCUCGGAUUUUGGGCUUGCCAAAUUGGGACCUGUUGGUGACAAAACGCAUGUUUCAACUAGGGUGAUGGGAACAUAUGGAUACUGUGCCCCUGAGUAUGCCAUGAGUGGCAAAUUGACUCUUAAAUCUGAUAUUUAUAGUUUUGGUGUUGUACUUUUGGAGUUAAUCACUGGGCGGAAGGCAAUAGAUCUUAGUAAGGCGCGUGCGGAACAGAAUCUAGUGGCUUGGUCUCGGCCAUUGUUAAAAGACCAAAAGAAGUAUUCCCAUCUGGCUGAUCCUCGGUUGCAAGGACGCUUCCCUCGCCGUUGUUUAAACUAUGCAAUUGCUAUUACUGCUAUGUGUCUAAACGAGGAAGCCACUUACCGCCCAAUGAUUACUGAUAUUGUUGUAGCACUUGAUUAUCUGGCCUCCCAGAGUGAGAAUAACUCAGUAUCCCGUAAUGCUGGUGCCAACAGUGCCCCCUCAUCAACGACUGAAUUUUCUCGAGGUUCUUAUUCUGGAAAGAGUACAUUUGUUUGAAUGUUUUUGGUUACGAGCUGCUACAACGAUGUUAUUGCUAUGGAUCACCUUGUCAGAACUCUGAAGGAGACCCAUAAAAUACUGGAAUUUGAUAUACAAAUCUAUAUGCACCAAGAGAAUGCAUAUAAUAUUAUAUGUGUACAUGUAUGUAUAUAUUGAUCAAGGUAUGUAAUAGUGGCAUUUUUUCCUUUGAAACCAUGACAAAGGUAAUCUAAGCUGCUUGUGUUUGGUUGAAGUUGGAACUUAUGGAAGGGGAAAAAUGAAGUAGACAAACUGUGCUUAUCCUAAGAUGACGACACCCUUUGUAAGAAGAAAUUAUAUCAAGAUUUAGUAAUACAAUAGCGACCCACAAAAUUAGAUAAAAUAGCAUAUAAAAUAAAGUAUUAAUAUUCUUUCUAGGUUUUAUUAUGUUUCAGUAUGAAACCCUUCUGUUUUGAUGCAAUGGCUCUGUAGUUUCUGGGAUUCUCUUUAUGCCCAUGUAAUUAAAUAUUUUUAUUCAUA